AUGUCCAUUUUUUAUUGUUAUUUGUAAUGAACAUGUUUAAGUAAUGUUUUGUCGUGAUGCUGUAUCGCUUAAAGGUGGCAUGUGUUGUAUUUAAACCGCUUGACGGCCGAGAGUUUGUCGACUUUUAGCUAGCAGCGAGAGUUUUGUCAUUGGCAGGUAAUUAAGAUGUGAAGCCUUAAUGAAGAAAAGGAUGACGAAAGCAGGAGACAUUCGACCGUGAGCGCUGCUUGUAGAGCUGCCUGACUUUAGCUACUCCGUCUGCUAGCUAACACUCGCUGUGUGAUUUGAUCCGAUUAUGUAAGCUAACUUUAGCUAGCAGUAGCUUCUCAGUUGUUCAUUAACUGAACGUUACAUCAGCCUUCUUUCAUCACAAGGUUUGCAUAAAGUUCGCCUUCGGGUCUUUCUGCCAGAAAAAAUGUUUAGGCCAAAGAACUAACGCUACUUUGUUAGGUUUAGUAGUUUAGUCAAAGAUUAAACCACCUUCAAGUGUCAGCAGGUGCUAAGUUUCAUUUCGAGGACACACUGUGAAAACGAUGUGCUAACACAACAUUCAAUAAAGACGCUGUUUGCUUUUGAGAGAAGCCGCACGUCGCCGCGUCCUUGUGCUUCUCGCUGUAAACAGUGAAUUCUGAGGCCUGCAGAAUGGCUCAGGCCGACAAGGUGCUGGUCCUGGGAGCGUUGGCUGGAGUCGGCAUCGGUUUGGCCGUGGCGUUUUACCAGGGCUUUAGGUCGAGGCGAAGAGGCUCGGGGCCGUGGGACUACCUCAACCCCGCUAAUGCACAGGCCGCCGGUGUGAUGAUGGCGAAUGGCCCAGGUCUGCCCGGGGGUCAGGCCGAGGUGCUGCAGCGCCUCGAGGCCCUCCUCCAGUGUGUGUCCGAGCUGAAGGAUGAGAUGAAGUCGCUGAAGAACGCCCUGCCGACGCUGCAGGAGCACGUCAGGGAGGAGCUGAGGGGACGCGACGAGGCGCGCCGAGCCAGCCCCCUCCACAGGACGACGCCAACGCGACGGAAAAGGGCUGCCGGCGCCAUCGCCGCGGCCAGAGCCGGCGCGCGAAGCUCAGAGGAAGCAGAGAGUGAGGGAGGGUACAUGACCGCGCUGACGGACUCUGAGGAAGAAGAGCAAAGCGAUGCGGAGGAGGAGGACGAGGACGAAGAACAACAACCUGCGAACAAGCUGUGUGUCCUCCUCGAGAGGAUUGACAGGCUGCACCAGGGCUCCGAUUCGGACAAACGGGAAUGUCUGGACCUCCUCCUGGAGCAGAGAGCGGAGUUUGGACAGAACUCCACGUUUCUUUGGCGGCUAAUCCGGGCUUACUGUGACGUUCACGACAUCAGCGCCACGCUGGAGGAGAAGAAGACCACGGCGGAAACUGGGAAGAAGGUUGGCGAGGAGGUGGUGGGCCUGGACCCUGCGUGUGCCGAAAGCCAUCAGUGGUACGCCAUCAUGUGUGGAAUAAUGGCAGAUUAUGAAACGGUGCAGAACAAGAUAAAGAACGGAUACAUCUUCAAGGAUCAUCUGGAUAAAGCCAUCGAGCUGAAGCCUCAGGACCCCAUGUCCUACUACCUGCUGGGCCGCUGGUGCUACGCUGUGGCUCAGUUGUCGUGGAUUGAGAGGAAAGUCGCUGCAACUUUAUUUGGAGAGCCUCCGAGUGCAACAGUCCAAGACGCACUGAGUCAUUUCCUGAAGGUUGAGGAGAUCCAGCCGGGAUAUUCCAAAAACAACUAUGUUUUUCUAGCUAAGUGCUACAAAGAUCUGGGCCGCAGGGAAAAGGCUCGGAAGAUGUGUGAAGCCGCUUCCUCGAUGAACACUGUGACCAAAGAGGAUGAAGAGGCACAGAAGGAGCUGGAACUACUCUGCCCAGCGCUUGGAGUGUGAGUGUGUGUGUGUGCGUGUGUGUGAGAGAGUGUGUGGAUACAAUCUAUAUUGAGAGGCCACCACGUUAAUUCACUCUAUGAGUGGGGGAGGUGUGCUGGGACACUAUUAUCAAUCAGAACCGUCCCUGAAUCUGAUUUGUAUUGUAAUUACGUUUUCUUGUGAGUUGUGGGAAAGAAAUAAUUCACACCUGGUUGUACCAAAUGGGUGAGACCAUUUGUUUUCACAUGUUUUUGUGUCCGUGAAGUGGCUAUAUAACUUAAACCAAUAGUAAUUGUAUUCAGUGUGAUUGUUAGUCUACAUGUGUAUAUUGCCAGUCGAUGUGUGUGAGCUGUGGCUCUGAUGGUGAAAGUGUCUCCAGUGGGUCUCAAGGAUACUAGAUGUCCUCUACAACAAAGCCCUGUCACGUUCUGUGAAUUGAGCCACGGGACCUGCUGCUCCAUCCUGUGUUUUUUUGAGUGCAAAUAAUAAAAAAGCACAUCAGACGACGGCGGAGCGGGGCGACAACUGGACGACCCCCCGCUCACUUCACCCUGCCUUCUCUCAGACUUUGGCACCUGUCCAUUGAGGACAUUCACUAUUUACAUCCGCUGCAGUUCAGCUCCCGUGACAGGAACGUCUGUGUAGACGGACGGCGGUAAAUGAUGCAGCAUGCAGACGAGGUACAGUCUUCCACCCUGUCCUGACGCUUUUUGAUACGGAUCUGUCAACUGGUUUUACCUGGAACUCUCUGACAAAAAGACAAUAUAUCAGACUUUAAGGAACUUUACAUUUGUCCCUUGAUAAUCAUGUUGAGAAUUCAAUUCAUAAUUCAAAGAUGUAUUUGAAACUCAUACUGAGAGGUAAUAUGAAGCAACUGCACACGUGUUUUGGGGCAGAUCCCCUUUUUAAUUCAGAGUUACUGGAACCUUUCAGGGAUGUUUCUAUUGUUGUCCUGGGAAUUACUGAACCUGUUGAUUUCCAAAGUCGUCCUUUGAAAAAAUUGGUCUUAUGUAUGUUUUUUUCCAGUGUAACUCAUCAUUUUUAUCAGGGCAUCUGUUUCAUUGUAAAGUUCUCUAACGCUGCAGAAGCGGAGAGGUCCUCAGGCUGGCAAGACCCCCACGUGGUGUAAAUGUGCAGAAGUCAGAAGAACAAGAAAUGCUUUAAUGUUUAUAGAAGGCGGCGAUUAACCUAGAAUAUGUCGUGUGCUGAAGCUAAUUAUACUGCUUACGGUUCAGUGAAGGGGUUUGGUCCGGUUUUACAGUGUGAUCCACUAAGGCCACUACGUGUCAUCCACCAAGUGACCAAACAUGAUGACCAGGCUUCAUCAGCACACGGAAGAACAAAUUACAUGUAUUUUUUUAAUAAGUGACCUCGUGGUGAGCAAGUUGAGGGAGUUUUCAAUGGGAAGUGGUGGCUAAGUUUAGGGUUUUAUCAUCUUUCUGUAACUGAAAUGUUGGACCAAUGGAUCAAGAAGGGUCAUGUGACUACAAUAGGGCCUGAUCUGAGCAGAUGUAAUGUCAAAUGUUUUACUUUUUAACUGUCUUAUGCAUUUUUUAUGAAGUUUCACUUGAUAAGGUGAUAAGAUUGAUGUAUUUUAGAGAUUAAUUAUUGAGUGAAAGCAUGAGGGUUAGUUUUGUUUACUUUUUUGUUUUGUUUUGGGGUCGGAUUUAGAGUGGGAUUCAUUUUUAAUGUUUGUUUUUUGGGUGUAAUUGAAUCAAAAUAGAAAUGACAGAUUCCAUUUGUCACUACAGACGUUUGUACCGGCACUACGAAUGUAUCUGAUUUUCUUUAAAGGCCAGAAUAUACACAAUAUUCCUCAAAGCUCGACAGAGAAUAUACUGUACAAUGUCGUAGGCUGAAUAAUUAAUGCUACAAUAGUCAUAAUAAAGUCUGUGAAAUCCCAAA
Messenger RNA from Gasterosteus aculeatus aculeatus (three-spined stickleback), 3759 nucleotides. RefSeq names its product regulator of microtubule dynamics 2 (gene rmdn2). Gene Ontology annotation, molecular function: microtubule binding. Gene Ontology annotation, cellular component: mitochondrion; mitotic spindle pole; cytoplasm. The record is from RefSeq and is a predicted model, not a curated record. NCBI's taxonomy places the organism in Eukaryota, Metazoa, Chordata, Actinopteri, Perciformes, Gasterosteidae.